Messenger RNA from Chinchilla lanigera (long-tailed chinchilla), 2391 nucleotides. RefSeq names its product guanine nucleotide binding protein (G protein), alpha inhibiting activity polypeptide 3 (gene Gnai3). Gene Ontology annotation, biological process: adenylate cyclase-modulating G protein-coupled receptor signaling pathway. Gene Ontology annotation, cellular component: heterotrimeric G-protein complex. The transcript has 9 exons. The coding region runs from base 116 to 1180 and encodes 354 amino acids. Lineage: Eukaryota; Metazoa; Chordata; Mammalia; Rodentia; Chinchillidae. Gene Ontology annotation, molecular function: G protein-coupled receptor binding; GTP binding; G-protein beta/gamma-subunit complex binding. The record is from RefSeq and is a predicted model, not a curated record.
GGGUUGCUGACGGAGAGGGCCGCCGCCCCGCAGUAGACACUGUCUCAGCCGGCGAAGCCGCAUUUCCCGCGGUGUGUGAGUGAGCUCCGGGCCGGUUCCCUCUCCCGCCGCCGUCAUGGGCUGCACGCUGAGCGCCGAAGACAAGGCGGCGGUGGAGCGGAGUAAGAUGAUCGACCGCAACUUGCGGGAGGACGGAGAGAAAGCGGCCAAAGAAGUGAAGCUGCUCUUACUCGGUGCUGGAGAAUCGGGUAAAAGUACCAUUGUGAAACAGAUGAAAAUCAUUCAUGAAGAUGGCUAUUCCGAGGAAGAGUGUAAACAAUAUAAAGUAGUUGUCUAUAGUAAUACUAUACAGUCGAUCAUUGCAAUCAUAAGAGCCAUGGGACGGCUAAAGAUUGAUUUUGGGGAACCUGCCAGAGCAGAUGAUGCUCGGCAAUUAUUUGUUUUAGCUGGCAGUGCUGAAGAAGGAAUCAUGACUUCAGAAUUAGCGGGAGUGAUUAAGCGGUUAUGGCGAGAUGGUGGGGUGCAGGCAUGCUUUAGCAGAUCCAGGGAAUAUCAGCUCAACGACUCUGCUUCAUAUUACCUAAAUGAUUUGGAUAGAAUAUCACAAACCAACUACAUUCCAACUCAGCAAGAUGUUCUUCGGACAAGAGUAAAGACCACAGGCAUUGUGGAAACACAUUUCACCUUCAAAGACCUAUAUUUCAAGAUGUUUGAUGUAGGUGGCCAAAGAUCAGAACGAAAAAAAUGGAUUCACUGUUUUGAGGGAGUGACAGCAAUUAUCUUCUGUGUGGCCCUCAGUGAUUAUGACCUUGUUCUAGCUGAGGAUGAGGAGAUGAACCGAAUGCAUGAAAGCAUGAAACUCUUUGACAGCAUUUGUAACAACAAGUGGUUUACGGAAACCUCGAUCAUCCUCUUCCUUAACAAGAAAGACCUGUUUGAAGAAAAAAUAAAGAGGAGUCCAUUAACUAUCUGUUACCCAGAAUAUACAGGUUCUAAUACAUAUGAAGAGGCAGCUGCUUACAUUCAGUGCCAGUUUGAAGAUCUGAACAGAAGAAAAGAUACCAAGGAGAUCUACACUCACUUCACCUGUGCCACAGACACCAAGAAUGUGCAGUUUGUUUUUGAUGCUGUUACAGAUGUCAUCAUUAAAAACAACUUAAAGGAAUGUGGACUUUAUUGAAGAAGAGGGAUGUUAAGUAAAAGUUACUACAGUGUGGAGUGUUGAGACCAGACAUCUUUUGCUGUCUUGUGGGGCAGCUGCAAGCAUGACGGGACCAGGGAAUGGCAGCAGCAUGCAGAACCUUAGCACUCUUUUAGCACAAUCUUCUGCAUUAGGGAACAUUAAUUGGCAUGAGAUGCUAAAGUCAGACAUUGGAAUUUGAACAACUGUAAAGUGUGAUUUGAUCCUGAAGACAUCACUUGGAUUUUAUAAUAUCAAAUGUUUAGGGCAGAUAUGAAGUUGAGGUGCUGCAUUCCAGAACUUCAAUACAUAGCUUACUUUUUUUCUUUCUUAACAAAUCACCAGUUCAUUUCUCAAGUUUUUUUUCAUCAAGAGAAGAAUAACUCUACUAAAUUUUAUUUCUUUAUUUGCAAAGAAUCUUAUUAAAACACAAACAGUCUUUAACUAUGCACAUGAUGUGACUAGAUCAUCUGGAAAAUAUUCCUCUUAGUAGGAACUCUUUGUUUUUAACUCUUGGUAUGGUCCAUGAUAUAAUAUUUCCAUACUUAAAAUUCUUUUGAGUUAUUAGGGCUAAAAAAUACAACUUUUUGAAUGAAAUUAUUUUGCUAUCCUGCUCAAAAUACCAUGAUGGUUUCUGAAUGGUAAUUACAUUGAAGAGUUCUACAGUAAGAUUCUAGCUCUCUUUCAAGCUUACGGCUGAAGUUAACCUUGUUUGUGCUAAUUACCAAAUUACUAGAUAAAUGCUGAUGUAAUAUGAUAAAGUCAGCUUCUUGGAUAAAGACACACCAGGGCAGUCGUCAAUUAGAAAAGCAAGUUGCUAAAUUCCAGACAGAACCAAUGACUUUGCCACUGCAUUACUACUAAAUUGACCACUUUAAUUCUUGCUUGCUUGUCUCAGUCAUAGGGAAUUUUGUACAGGGUGCCUCUUGUUUUCCAUCCUCAUGGCCUUUUUUGUUGGGAGACAUCUAAAGUAUAUUAAUAGUGCAUGCUUUUAUUUUGUAAAUGUGGUGCCAAAUCCCUGUUUGCCAUUGUUUUUACUGUAGUAAUGUUAACUGUAGUAAUCCUUAGUCAGUACAUUCUUUUACCAAAAAUACUGCAUUUUGGAACUUUUUCCACUUUGUUCUGUGUACAGAUUUUAAUCUGUUAUAGUUGGCAGCAGUAUUAAAAUGGUGAGUAAAGAGUCCAGGUUUGCUCCUGUUUGUAACCAGUAA